AUGGGUGCAUAUAUAAUUUCAUCUAAAGGAAUUCGAUUAACAACAAUUCGUAAAUGUAAAACAAUGAUUAAACUUCAUUUUCAUUUACAAAUAAAUGAAUCAAAUUUUUUAACAGUACCAUUAAUUCAUGAGCCAAUUCUUAAAUGUCCAUGGUUUUAUGCUAUUAAAUGUGAUUUUGUUGGUUAUUUUGCUACAACAAUAUAUCACAAACAAUUAAAUCAAUUCUUGAUAAAAAUGAAAAAUUAUCAAUUAUUACCCAAAGCAUAUAUAUCACGAAUGGAUAAGCCUGCAUUAAAAAUGCCAGUUGUACUGCAUGAUGCACGCAUCAUGCAAAAUAAACCACGCAAGCAUUAUCUUGCUGUUUGCUUGCAACCAAUUUUUUUAUUAGCUGAUUGGACAUUAUUGGUGCAAUUUUUUGAGAUUUGGAUUGCUCAAGGUGUCACCAAAUUUUGUGUCUAUGUACAAUCGAUGACACCUGAAGUUGAUGCAUUGUUACGUAUUUAUGAACAUUCAAAAGAUGUUGAAAUUGAGAGAAUUAAUUGGGCACCAUUACCAACAGACAAUAAUAAUGCUAACACUUAUGAAAGUGAUCCAAAUUUACGAGUUUAUAGGGCUGAGGUAGCAACUUCAAUCAACGAUUGUCUUUUACGAAUUCGUGGUCAUGCAAAAUAUGUGAUUUCGUCCGAUUUAGAUGAAAUUAUGAUAAAUUAUAAAGAAUCAUCAUUGCUUCAAUUAUUUGACAAUUUACAUGCAAAAUUUCAAAAUUCAGCAGCAUUUAUCAUUCGAAGUAGUUUUGCGCUUUUUGAGAAUCAUUGGGCUAAUAUUUCCAAGCCAACAGAUAUUGAUUUCAGUGUUUUUACAAAUAUUUCAUUGGAAAAUUAUAUUUGGCCGGCUGGUUUUCGAAGUAAAGUAGUCAUGAUUCCGGAAUACAUUUACAGUACACAUGUACAUCAGGUAUUACAACCAGAACCUGGAAAACUUGUAACAGUUGUACCACCUGAAACUGCACUUGUUUUUCAUCUAAGGCGAGUGAUGAGAGAUAAGUUGUGGUCAUCAAAUAAAACAGUGAAAACUAAUGCACUUACUCGAUUUAUUGAUCCAUGUAAUAAAUCAUGGAAAAAUCGAUUGAAAAUGAUCAAAGAAAUUCCUGAAGCUAAAAUAUUGCAUGGAAAGAAAUGGCCUCAAAGAGGAAGCCAGGUAAUGGAAGAAUUAGAAGCAUGUCGAGAGCAACUUGAUUCUAUUCGAAAUGACACCUGUCAUUCGCCAUAUCGUUGUAUGUCCAAAAUUACCUCCGUUAAAACAAAUGAAUGGAUCAUUGCACAACAAAGUUGGACUGUCUUAUAA
This is a messenger RNA of Brugia pahangi, 1344 nucleotides long. Lineage: Eukaryota; Metazoa; Nematoda; Chromadorea; Rhabditida; Onchocercidae. The record is from the annotation of a GenBank genome assembly.